Messenger RNA from Prorocentrum cordatum, 1900 nucleotides. The record is from the annotation of a GenBank genome assembly. NCBI's taxonomy places the organism in Eukaryota, Dinophyceae, Prorocentrales, Prorocentraceae.
AUGUUCGGCCCCGCGCCGGGCGCGAGGCCCGGGCCGGCGCUGAGGGACGCGCGGGCCGAGGAGGUGGAGAGGCGCCUGUCGUGGCUGAAGCAGAUGGAGCACGACCCGUCCGAGGUGCUGGCGGACAAGCCGUCGGAGACGGUGGACUCGACCGCGAGCAUCGACGAGGCGGCAAGGCGCUGCGCGGCGGACCCGAAGUGCGUGGCCGUCUGCCGCAGCACCGGCGCCCCCCCGCCGCAGCCGCAGGGCGAGCACCUGGCGGAGGAGGCGGACCUCGGAGCCGGCACGGCAGGCGACCCGCAUGCCGCGCCGUGGCACGGCGACGGGUCCGCGGGGCACGCCGUGAGCGGCAGCGAGACGAGGUUCUACCACGCCCCGCUGGAGAGAGGCUUCGAGGAGGACGGCGCCGGCGGCGCCUGGCAGUGCCUCGCCGUGCGCGGGGAGGAGCCGGGCGCGGCGGCGCUGGGCCCCGCCAUGCGAGGGUGCUUCCAGAGCCUCUCGGGUGAGAGCCACGGCUUGUGGAACUCGAGCAAGAUAUUGAGGAACGUGGUGCGGGUGCCCGGGGAGGGGGACCUGAAGCUGAUGCUCCCGCUCAAGUCCGAGUCGAAGGGCAGUCGCAUGCCCGCCGCGGUGUCGCCGCCACAGAAGGAGCACGCGAAGGACAUGGUGCUCGGAGGGCGCGUGAUGUUCGCCCAGGACGCCGAGGAAGCAAAGGUGAAAUGUGCGGAGGACAACAAGUGCGGGGCCUUCUGCUUCCACGAGCAGUCGCGCAAGCUGCUGCUGUAUGGGAACCUGGCGAAGGCGCAGCGCCACUUCGGCAAGGGCCGGCAGGCCUGGCAGCACCUGCUGGAGCCCGCCGCGCGCUUCUGGCUGCGGGCCUCCGCGCACGGGCCGCCGCCGCAGCCUCCGCGGGAGCUCGCCUACGAGCUGCUCGGCCAGGGUGCGUGCCUGGGGCCGGGGGGGAAUGCGACCUCGUCCUACUAUGCGAAGCACCGGCCAUCCAAGGACUCCUGCGAGGCCUUGUGCAGCAAGCACUCGGAGUGCCUGGGCUACUCGUGGAAUCCGACCGAGGGCUUGUGCACCCUCAACGUAUCCAGGCAGAUGACGUCCCCCGAGGGGAUCAAAGACUUCAGCUGGUUCGGCGCGGCGAACGACGACGGCACGGGCGCCGCCACAGACGUGGGCAAAGCCGACGGCACGGAGGGGUUCGAGUGCUUCAAGAAAGGCUACAAGGCACCUUCGAAGCAGGCGGAGGAGGGGGCGCACGCGGCGGCCAAAGCCAAGGACGCCGCGGAUCAGGCCGCCGCGCACGACCUCGGCGACGGCUGGGCGUGCUUCGUGUCGCCCCCCGCCUGCAGGGCGCAGGCCUCGCGGGCGGCCCUCGCGGGGAGGACGGGGCUUCGCGCGCAGAGGGCUGCGGAGGCGAAGGACUACCAGGUGCUGGCGGCGGCCCUGCACAGGCAGCCCGUGCAGCCCGAGCAGCCCUGGGGCUCGGCGCUCGGGGUGGACUUCUGGGGCCAGGCGGGCUGCCCCGUGGGCGCGCGGGCGCAGGACGGCGGCUCGCCGCCCAUCCCGAGGCCUCAGCAGCCAGCUCCCCGCGGCGCGCCACGUGCCCUCCCUGCCCAUGUCGGGCUGCUCCCACGCCCGCUGGGUGAAGCAGGGCCGUGGGCGCUGGCUCCACUGCUGCAACCUGCGCUGGUCCUCCGCGGAGACCGAGGUCGAGGGCGAGAAGUCGUUGGGCGCCUUCACGUGUGCCAGGUACCAGGAGGUCCCGAAGGAGGAACAAGAGGAGCGGUGCACAUGCUGGAGUCCAACGGCAAAGUGCCUGGCAGAGGUGCCCGGGGGGAAGACCACCUGCGUGGACAUGGGGGAGCCUGGUGCCUCCAACGGCGUCUUCGAG